Penicillium concentricum is the source of this 441-nucleotide messenger RNA. RefSeq lists its product as uncharacterized. The record is from RefSeq and is a predicted model, not a curated record. NCBI's taxonomy places the organism in Eukaryota, Fungi, Ascomycota, Eurotiomycetes, Eurotiales, Aspergillaceae. Bases 1 to 441 code for a protein of 146 amino acids. The transcript has a single exon.
AUGUUAUGUCCUUGCGCUGCACAUGCUUUGAAAAACAUCAAUGUUCACGUCCAAUGGGUGCCUGAUGGAUCAGGUUGUGAAUGGCUACAUAACUACAGCCAGGCUCUUACACCCUUUCCCCCCUUGUCUUUUCUGCCUCGUACAGACUGGUGCUAUGCCCUUCUUGAUAUGCGGUUGGAACUCGACAUUGAUCACCUUCCCCAUAUCUUUAUCUUGUACCAAUUCCUUGCUGCUGUCACUGCCGAUCCCGAGCCUCACGAGUGGAUUGAGUCCCUUGAUGUUUCAAUGGACAAGCCUGCGGGAGACUUGGUGAUGGAUGAGGUAUACCAGAGCAGGUAUACCAGAGCUUUCUCAUAUCUGAAGCCCGUCGACUCAAAUACACUCUGUUGUGGGAUUCCAAAAAUUCUGGAGCCAGUGUUUCCACCACUGAAGUGGGACUGA